AACUCUUUGAUGGAAGUAGAACAGAAUCUUGUAAAAGUAAUGAGACUAGAUAAUGAAAGCAAAGCUUUGGAAAGUCGGAGAAAGCAGAUGGAAAAGGAUAAUGAAGACCUGCAACAAAAAAUGGAGAAGGUUUUUCAAGGAAGUGAUGAGCAACUUAGAAGAAUGUAUCAAAACCAUCAGAAAACUGUGAGAGAAAAGGAGAAGCGGUUAACGGAGUGUCAGCGAGAACUGGAGGCAGUAAACAAAGAAUUUCUAAGAUUUAAUAAAGAAAAAUCAGAAUUAUUAGUUGAACAAGGUCGUCUUCAGAUACAGGCAGAUCGUUACCAGCAGCAUAUUAGAACCCGAGAUUCAUUAAUUCAAUCUUUGGCAGCUCAGUUGGAAUUGGAAGGAUUUGAAAGAGCACCUUUAAACGAAAGGCAAAUCAAUAAUUUUCAGAGGCUGGUAAAAGAGAGACAGGACAAAGAUAUGGAAACUGCUAAUAAUUUAAUGAAAGAAUUUAGCGAGAAGGAAACAAUUAAACAGAAACAAAUGGAUGAAAUAAGGGAUAAAAAAACUGGACUUGAAAGAACUAUUGUCCUAAAGGCAGAUAUUCAAAACAAGAAACAAGUUGAAGUAAAGAAUCUGAAACAGGAAUUACAUCAGCUGGAAGGAUCAUCAAAUCGACUCCUAGAACUGGACCAAGAAUUUACAAAAGCAAAACAUGAAUUAGCUGAAGCUGAGAAAAAUUGCAACGUUGAAACCCUAGAAAUGGAAAUUAAGGAACUGCAAAGAGAAAAGACAAAUUUGGACGGUACUCUUCGGAAACUGGAUAAAGAGAUGGAACAACUGAACCUGAAUACUGCAAUUAUAACCCAAAUGGACAUGCUGAAAAAAGAUAAAGCUGACAAAGAAGACCAAAUCAGAAAAAUUAAAUUUAGACACAAUGAAGAUUUAAUCUGCUUGUUGGGAUUUUUCCCAAGCAAAAAUCAGCUUGAAGAUUGGCUUCACUCAAGAGUUAAAGAAAUUAACCAAACAAGAGACAAGCUUGCCAAGCUCAACAAAGAACUUGUUUCAGCAGAACAAAACAAAAGUCAUAUUACCACCGAACUAAGGAAAAAGGAGGAACAGCUGUCCACAUAUGAAGAAAAGCUUUUUGAUGUCUGUGGAAGUCAAGACUUUGAAAGUGAUCUUAAUAAACUGCAGCAUGAUAUUGAUAAAACAUCCAAACAGCGAGCUAUGCUUGCAGGAGCCACAGCAGUUUAUUCUCAGUUCAUCACACAACUAACAGACGAAAGCCAGUCAUGUUGUCCCGUGUGUCAGAGGGUCUUUCAAACUGAGGCAGAACUGCAAGAUGUCAUAAAUGAUCUUCAAGCCAAACUGCGCCUUGCUCCAGACAAACUGAAGACAACAGAAUCCGAACUUAAGAAAAGGGAGAAGAAACGAGAUGAUAUGAUUUCUCUGAAACCUAUCAGACAAACGAUAUCUGAACUCCAUGAAAAGGAUAUACCUGAGUUGAGAAACAAGCUACAGGUCCUUAAUAGAGAGAUUCAAAGCCUUAAAGCUGAUAUAGAAGAACAGGAAACCCUCUUGAGUACUAUCAUAACAGAGGAAGGAAGUGCAAAAGCAUGUCUGCAGGAUAUUACACUUAUGGAAAGGGAUCAGAUUGAUCUAAAGGAUAUUGAAAGAAAAAUUGCUCAGCAGUCUGCUAGGCUCCAGGGAGUGGAUUUGGGCCGGACUCUUUUGCAAGUGAGCCAAGAGAAACAGGAAAAAAAACAUCAGUGGGAUACAGUUACUAGCAAAAUUGAACUGAAGCAGACACUCAAGCAAGAUCAACAAAAUCAAGUCCAGUAUUUAAAGUGCACAGUAAAUGAACUCAAAGCUGAGAAACUUCAGAUUUCCAGCAGCAUGCAGCGUCGACAGCAACUUGAAGAACAGACUGUAGAAUUAGCAACCGAGGUGCAAUCUUUAAACAGAGAGAUCAAGGAAGCAAAGGAGCAGUUAUUUCCUUUGGAAACAACUUUGGGAAAACUACAACAAGAAAAAGAAGAGUUGUUGAACAAAAAGAAUACAAGUUACAAAAUAACACAAGAGAAGAUAAAUGAUAUUAAAGAAAAAGUUAAAAAUGUCCAUAACCAUAUGAAAGAGAUUGAGAAUUAUAUCCAAGAAGGGAAAGAAGAAUACAAGCAGCAAAAGGAAUCUGAACUGGAGGAAGUCACAUUUCAGGUAGUAGAUUGUGAGAAAAAGAAAGAGAAGAUAAAUAAAGAAAUGGGAACAAUUAGGCAAGAUAUUGAUACACAAAAGAUUCAGGAACGAUGGUUAGAAGAUAAUCUUACUUUAAGAAAAAGAAAGGAAGAUCUAAAAGAAGUUGAAGAUAACAUAAAACAGCUUUUGAAGGAAAUGGGGGAAAUGCAAGUACCACAACUGAAAAGAAAUCAAAAACAUUUUGAAGAAAAAAUAGAGGAUUUGAAAAGAAGCCAUAGUUUGGCACUGGGUCGGCAGCAUGGAUUUGAGGAGGAGAUCCUGAGAUAUAAAAGAGAGCUGAAAGAACAACAGUUUAAAGAUGCUGAAGAGAAAUAUAGAGAAAUGAUGAUAGUUAUGAGGACCACAGAACUGGCAAACAAGGAUCUUGACAUUUAUUAUAGAGCACUGGAUCAAGCAAUAAUGACAUUUCAUAGCAUGAAAAUGGAAGAAAUUAACAAGAUAAUUCGUGACCUGUGGCGAAGCACGUACAGGGGACAAGAUAUUGACUAUAUAGAAAUUCGGUCUGAUGCUGAUGAGAAUAUAUCUGCUUCUGACAAAAGGAGGAGUUACAAUUACAGGGUAGUCAUGACAAAAGGAGACACUGCUCUAGAUAUGAGGGGCAGGUGCAGUGCUGGCCAAAAGGUUCUUGCCUCUCUCAUUAUUCGUCUUGCUCUGGCUGAAUCCUUUUGUCUCAAUUGUGGCAUUCUUGCAUUGGAUGAGCCUACCACCAAUCUUGACCGAGAAAAUAUUGAAUCUCUUGCACAUGCUUUGGUGGAGAUAAUCAAAAGUAGAUCUCAGCAACGUAACUUUCAGCUGCUUGUGAUAACCCACGAUGAAGAUUUUGUGGAGCUGUUGAGUCGAUCCGAAUAUGUGGAUAAAUUCUAUAGAAUUAAGAAGAACCUUGACCAGUGUUCUGAGAUUGUGAAAUGUAGUGUCACAACUUUGGGAUCAUAUGUUCACUAGAGCUUCCAAAUGACUCUAUUGUAAGAUUCUUCCAAAUAAAGACUCUUCUUUGGAUUUAAAAAAAAAACUGUUGAAGAA
Molecule: messenger RNA, 3261 nt
Organism: Thamnophis sirtalis
Lineage: Eukaryota; Metazoa; Chordata; Lepidosauria; Squamata; Natricidae
Source: RefSeq, a predicted model, not a curated record